AGUUGGAUCUGUAUUUCGGAGCCAUGAAACUGGUUUGGUUGAGUCUGCUCUUCGUGGGCUUGUGGUGCCCAAGUCGCUGUCAGGAGGAGAACGAGUUGAAUGUCAGAGGAGUAAUGCGGGAAAUGGAGGUAAUACCCGAGAUACUGGACGAAGCACCAAAGGAUUUGCUCAAGGUAAAAUAUGACAACACCAUAGACAUCGAAGAGGGCAAAGUGUACACGCCCAAGGAGCUCAAGUUCGAGCCCAAACUGGAUUGGAAUGCCGAUCCUGGGUCCUUCUACACUGUGCUUAUGGUAUGUCCCGAUGCGCCGAACCGCGAGAACCCCAUGUACCGCUCCUGGCUGCACUGGCUGGUGGUGAAUGUGCCCGGCCAGGAUGUGACGAAGGGUCAACCCAUUUCCGACUACUUUGGCCCACUGCCUCCCAGGGACAGUGGACUGCAGCGUUAUCUCCUGCUCGUCUAUCGGCAAUCGGAUCGCUUGGACUUUGACGAGAAGCGUUUGGAGCUGAGCAAUGCGGAUGGACACAGCAAUUUCGAUGUGCAAAAGUUUACGCAGAAAUAUGAAAUGGGUGCGCCCGUGGCAGGGAAUAUUCUGCAAUCCAAAUGGGAUGAAUAUGUGCCCGAGUUGAUGAGGAUGUUGUAUGGUGUGGCGGAGUGAGGGAGGAA
Molecule: messenger RNA, 667 nt
Organism: Drosophila guanche
Lineage: Eukaryota; Metazoa; Arthropoda; Insecta; Diptera; Drosophilidae
Gene: a5
Product: putative odorant-binding protein A5
Exons: 2
Coding region: 24-659 (211 amino acids)
Source: RefSeq, a predicted model, not a curated record